Messenger RNA from Aspergillus brunneoviolaceus CBS 621.78, 1410 nucleotides. RefSeq lists its product as uncharacterized. NCBI's taxonomy places the organism in Eukaryota, Fungi, Ascomycota, Eurotiomycetes, Eurotiales, Aspergillaceae. The record is from RefSeq and is a predicted model, not a curated record. The transcript has a single exon. Bases 77 to 1249 code for a protein of 390 amino acids.
CUCGAACAUACACCACAACCAUGAUGUAGCCUCGCCCUUCCUUCCCUUCUCACCCUAAUUCCAUCUCCCACCAAAAAUGUCUCUACCAAAACACACCACCCCGUCCCCCCUCUCCUCUUCCCCAUCCAAACAAUCCAUCCGCCGCAUCUCAGCCAACCACAACCACCUCCCAACCUCCCGACCCCAAAGCAUCAUCGACCGACCGCCAACCGCGCAACAACACCACCUCGAAAACAUCCCCGACCCACCGCCACCACCACCAGCAGCCACGAUCCCUCCGGCCCCCCUCACCGACCAACCCACACUCCCACCAACAUCAACGUCCGCCUUCCAACCCUUCUUCACCCUCAUCGAAGACGCCAACACCUCCGAAUACCACCACCCAACCGUCCACUACAUCUUCGCCGACGACGACACCGACAUCGUCACCGAAGCCACCCUCCGCGCGCUGGAGAGCGAAUCCGAUCCGACCCUCGCCUACAAUCCCAAUACCCGAAAGGGCCACAAUAACAACAAGACCCGAUCGCGUCGACCGCAGCAGCAGCCACAACAAGAAGAAGGGGCACAAAACACCUACGAAGAUGAGGAGAAAGGACCCUCUCUACUACCGGAUUCCAUCCCAGGGGUGCGCGAGCACUACGUGAUCCUCGACGUGGACUAUGCGUCACCCGGUGCUUUGGGGACGGAGGAGAUGAAAGAGCAAUCCGGGAAUACUACUGCUGCUACUGCUGGUGGGGAGAUGCUGGCGACGUCGCCGCUGCCGCCGCCGCAGCAGGAGCCGCAUCACGGUGCCUCAGGGGGUGGUGACGCCAAGUCGAUGGUGGUGACUUCGGCGCAUAGUCUGUCGCCGGCGUGGCAGGUGCUCGAUGCGCAGCUGGGGCCGGCGCCGACGUUCGAGAAUAAUACGAAUAAUACGCCGUCGCAGGGGCAGGGACAUUCGGCGAACGGGGCACUGAUGUUGAAGAUCCGGGGCACCGCGGGGUUGCCGAUCAAUAACCUGCUGGGCAAGGAGAGGGAUAAGGAGCGGGGCUGUCAGCGGUUGGAGGAGAUGAUGGAUCAGUUCGCGAAGCGGUUGGCGGAGCUGCGGUUGGUGAUUGAGGCGGGCGGGCUGGGGGAGCACAUCGAGGAUGCAGAGGUGGAGUCUUCCCCGGGUGGGAAGAUGGAUGAACAUGGUGUGGAGCAGGGACAGCAUGAGAAUGGCCAGGGUUUGGUUGAGGACGCUACCGCUGGGCCAGAGAUGGGACUAUAGGGGUCUGGCCGAUGGAACAUCCUGGUACUAAGAUACCUUUUGGGUUGGAAAACAUACCGGCUCGGCGAGAGGCAUUUUAGCGUAUGGCGUCACUGCUCAGCUGUAGGUAGGCCUCAACCCAUCUACUCGGGUUUAACACUACGAAUUUGGAAUCAUGCAAC